This is a messenger RNA of Astyanax mexicanus (Mexican tetra), 1298 nucleotides long. RefSeq names its product kisspeptin 2 (gene kiss2). Bases 604 to 990 code for a protein of 128 amino acids. The transcript is spliced from 2 exons. The record is from RefSeq and is a predicted model, not a curated record. NCBI's taxonomy places the organism in Eukaryota, Metazoa, Chordata, Actinopteri, Characiformes, Acestrorhamphidae.
GAUAGAUAGAUUCCUAUAAUUCCAGUAGCAUCGUUACAGUAAACCAAUACACACAAGGAACAGAGAGAAAUAACAUAAAUUUAAAUAUCCAAUAUACAAAAAAAAUCCAAGAGAUAUUGCACAUUAUUUUUCCACUUUGUUUAAUGUUUUUGCACGUAGUCCAGUUCAUGAUAUGAGACAGUAGAUAAAUACCUGGAAGCAUCCAAUAACAUCCUAAUAUAAAAUAGCUCUACGUUUGUGUCUGGCGUCAGCAGAUGUUGAACAGAGAGCGUGUGAAAUGAUUUCAGUGCUUCAUUAUUUCCUUUUUCCUGUUUUGCUAAAGUGCAGGGCGUGUAAUUUAUAUAAUCACACUACUUUACGCAUUUACACUCAUUUACACUGCCUCACACCAUUUCCAAGAAUAUAGUAAACAGAUAAAUAGAUAGUGUAUCCCUCUCUCACAUGCAGAAAGAGAGAGAGAGAGAGGGGGUGGAGAGAGAGAGAGAUAAAAUGAGAGAGAGAGGGGGGGAGGGAGUAUAAAGUAAGGAGAGGUUUAUAUAGCUAUAUAUAUUUAUAUAUGAGUGCAGACCGUGUAUCAGCUCGUGGAGGAGAGGAUUCAGCAGUAUGAUGGUCCACGUGCUCAUCCUCUUUAUCUCAGCGGUGAUCGUCCAGCACGCAGCCCUGCCAGCCCCCCGUACAGACCCUGCAUCACCUGAGCACAUCACCAGCCCCGCAGAUGUUUUCUCUCCGCUCAGACUCAGAGGGUACUCAGUGAUGGAGCAGAGGGAUGCUGAGGAUGCUGAGGACGCCAGUCUCUGCUUCCUCCUGCGGGAGAAGGACGAGGAGAAACAGCUUUCCUGCAAACAUCGACUGAACUUACGGAGCAAGUUUAACUACAACCCCUUCGGUCUUCGCUUCGGGAAACGAGGAGCGAGGUCUAAAUCAGCGGGAGAGAGGAGGAGGAGAGGAAGACUGCUGCCUGUCCUGCUUUUACUGGACAGAGCUUCAUGAACAUCAUCAUCUCAUUUACCUUAAAAAAUACUAUUUUUAUUACAUGGGUUGAUUUGUGUUUUCCCAACUGUGAGCUGAGGACAGAUAUCCUGUUCUUUACCUGUUCAACUAGAGGAGAUUCAGGUACUUUAAUCAAAUUAUAAAUCAAAUCUGACAAGUCUGACACUGUGUAUAUUAUAAUAUAUACUGUAUAAAUGUUUAGAAAUGGUUUGGAUAGGAAAGAGAAACUGUGAAGUCUAAGGAAAAAAAAUAGCCUAUAUAAAAGUGUAUUUUCAGGAGAAAAUAUGUAAUUUCUGGAAGUGUGGGAG